AUGCGUCGAUUAAUCUAUGGCAGAUCAACAAGAUCAGUCGUCACUCGGGGGGUCUGUAGAGAAGGCUAGUGCUUCAGCAGACGCCUCUAAGUUAAGGGGGAAAAAUAGCAGCUCGGCUGGUUCGAGAAAGCGACAGGGAACUACCACCGUUGUUGCUACACUAGGAGAGAAACGUCGUAAGCAACAGCAGCAGCAGCAGCAGCAACACCAGACCGAUUCACAACCCUCACAAGCUUGUGCUAUCCCCGUUCAUCGGCGCUCAAUCGAUUUAUCCAAAGGAGAAAGUAAAGCCAAAGGAGAUCGUAAAAACCAUGGAGGUGGUGUAGGAUCAGUUACUGACACGGAUAAACAAAAAGCACAUAGUUCUAAUAGCAACAGUAAUUCUGGAAGAAAAGCUGCUGUCAAAAGCACGGUAUUUGAACUUAAUUCAGCGCCCAUCGAUUGCGUGGCUUCCCGGACUCGGUCUCGUGUUCCUCAAGUCCCACAGAUUAUUCAAACCUCGAGUAAUAACUUUCAAGCAUCACUGACCAGCAUUUACAAUAAUAUUUACAAUAAUAAAAAAUCUUCCACUGCGCUGCCAAAUUUAGCAGCAUCAUCAAGCAAUUCCUUCAUCAGUCAUCCGUCGACGUCUCGUGGACGAGGUUCAAAAUUGCAAACUGUUGGAGGUAAUUACGCAAACGGUGGAACGGGUAAUCAAGUUUUGGGUGUCAAGUCCAGCAUCAGAGUGGGUAACGCAGCUAGCAACUCUGUGGAGAGCGGAGGGGGGGCGUUGGCACAUGACGGGGCAGGCACAAGUGGCGUUACAACGUCCACUGGCAGCAACCCCCCGGUGUCUGCCUCCGCGAGUGCCAACCUUGCGCACCAUCACCCAACGCACAAACAUUUGUUACGUUCACGAGUUAAAUUAUCUAGCGAGCAGUCUAAAGAAGCCCAAGUGUCAGCUAGCACUACUGGAGUUAAUAAGUCACUGAGUAAGCAUCAUAAAAAAGACAGUACAACGGGAGGAUCCUGCUCAAGCUCACGGCAUCGUUCCCAGUCACGUGCUAGAAAAUCCGCUGGAGAAAGUAGUACUUCGACUGCUGCUAUUGCCGCUGCUGCUGCUAGUGCACUUGUUAUGUCUACGAGUGACUCAUUGACUAACAGCACCGCGAUACCAACAUCUGCGUCUGCGUCCGGAGGACAGUUGAAUCCUUCUGUGCCUGAAGAGGAGUCUAGUGCAGCCAGUGCGACUCCCGCAGCGCCAAGUGGUGGACCUUCUGGAAUGUCUGGGACCACUGGAGACAGUGAAAGUGAUGAUGGAGAAGUUGGCCGGCUCCAGGCGUUGCUUGAAGCACGUGGACUGCCUCCUCAUGUCUUUGGAGCUCUGGGUCCACGGAUGCAGCAUCUGCUCAAUCGCAGCAUGGGCGCCAGCUCAGCUGCCAAAGCACAGCAGCUUCUGCCUGGAUUGCAAGCCGUUGAUGACGAAGGCGAGCAGCUGCAAGCUGUGAUAGGAAUGGGUGAAAUUCUUGUCAUGGGAAAUGAAGACACUCUCACUGGUUUUCCGGUCAAACAAGUUGUUGCAGCCUUAAUAAACUUGCUUGGAAUUGAACAUAAUUUUGUAAUUAUGACCCAUGCUUGCAGAGCUCUCACUUACAUGAUGGAAGCAUUGCCGAGGUCAUCGACAGUAGUGGUCGACGCGGUCCCGGUUUUUCUUCAGAAGCUAGAGUCUAUUGAGUGUAUGGACGUCGCUGAACAAUGCCUCACGGCUCUUGCUAUGCUGUCACGCCGACACAGUAAAACAAUUCUUCAUGCUGGUGGUGUCUCAGCUUGCUUGAAAUUCGUCGACUUUUUCAACAUUACGGCUCAACGUGCUGCCCUUACAAUCACUGCUAACUGUUGUCAGAAUCUUCAUCCAGAUGAUUUCCACUUGGUCAGUGAUAGCCUAACUCUGCUCACUACUAGACUGACCAAUCAGGACAAGAAAAGUGUCGAAUGUGUUUGUCAAGCUUUCAGCCGAUUAGUUGAUAGUUUUCAACACGAUCCUGUGAUGUUACAUAAAAUUGUUACACCCGAGCUCUUGCAGAAUUUACAGCAACUGCUUAUGAUUACACCGCCAGUAAAUAGUAUUGGCAACUUCAUAACUGUUUUACGAAUGCUCUCUGUGAUAUCAAAUCGCUGUCCUGAUUUGGCGCAGCUGCUUCUUCAACAAAAUAUUGCGUUAACGUUGAGUUAUCUAUUAACUGGAUCUCUUGAAGUUAAAACAGAAGACGUUGAAUUAGUAACAAGAUCGCCUCAGGAGUGGUUUGAAAUAACUUGUCUGAUUGAGGAAUUAAUGCCUCCAUUGCCAACAGACGGUAUAUUUAGUGUAAAUAAUUUACUUGAAAGAACAACAAGUCACCAAGAAACUGUUCAUUGGGAAUGGCGUGACGAAAGACACUGUUGUCAUCCAUUUAGCACUAUUGAUUCUCGAAUUAUAGAGAUGGCUUUUCAAAAUGGAGAAGACGAAAUUUGCCUUUCAACAUUGGGUAGAACCUACACUAUUGAUUUAACUACGAUGAAACAAAUAAACGAAGACAUUGGAAUGGCUCGCAGUAUAUACCGUCGUGUAAUGACUGAUCCUGCCGAGAACAAGAGCCCUACUUGUUCAUCAAGCAUGGAUGUUGUACCGCCGGUGAUUGAGACAAACGAGUGGCUGGUAUCUUUCAUCAGAACAUUGUUUUCCGUUUUGUACGAGGUCUACAGCAGUUCUGCUGGUCCUGCUGUAAAAUGUAAAUGUCUCCGUGCUCUUUUACGCAUGGUCUACUACGCGUCUACUGAUCUUCUCAAAGACGUACUCAAGAAUCAAGUUGUAUCUUCUCAUAUUGCUGGGAUGUUAGCUUCACAAGACCUCAGAAUAGUUAUCGGUGCGCUCCAGAUGGGGAGCAUUCUAAUGAAACGAUUGCCUCAAGUAUUUGGUGUACACUUCCACAGAGAAGGAGUUUUACAUCAAAUUAGACAUCCACAACCGGGUCCAUCAAAUACACCAAUUUCAUCAACAAUGACUUUAUCUUCAAGCAGUGCAAUGUCCCCAGUCGCAUCGCCCACGACUAAUGGAAAUAUUUUAUUCGGGUCUAUUGCAACAAGUCAACUUAAACCAGUUGUUGCUUCACCGAUGGAAACCCGAAGCAAAAGUGAUUUAAAUACUAAUGCUGAAGAAGCAAACACACCACAAAGUGCUCAUUUGUUUGGAGAUGUACUGAAACGAAAACGACAAGUUAAAAAAGGUAGAUUUUCUCGUUUGGGAAACACGACAACCCCACAACAGACUCAACAACCAGAUUCAUUAUUUACUGGAUUUACGCAAAAAAAUAAUAGAUUUUUGGGUAACUUAAAUCCCGCAAGAUGGGGUAGAAAAUCAUCAGGCUCAAGUGGUUCUGGUGAAAAAAGAGAUUCAACAUCAUCAGCAAGCCUUACUAAACCGCCAAGCAAUCCAAAUUUAACUGGCGGUAAUCGAGAUAAAGCUAAAGCAUGGGUACGCGAACAAGCGUCAAAUUUCCUCGCUAGGUAUCAAGACGAUGCACCGUGUACACAUCCAGCGCUUACGGUACUUUCACGUCUUACCGCUGCAAUCCAACGUUUACAAUCAAACGAAUUGGAUGAAAUGUUAUCAGCGUUAACAGAAUUACGUGAUAUUGUGCUUGAAAGUGAUAUUUCACCGUUUGAAAUGAAUUACAGUGGCCUAAUAAAGGCAUUAUUAAAUUACCUGACAACAACCGACGCACCGGGUAAUCGUUACGACAGACUGCGAAUGUUUUGGAAAUUAUUUGCAGAGUCGACAAUGCAACAGGAUGGCAUUAACAUCAUUGAAGUUAAUCCCGGAGCAUUUGGUGCUUUAGUCCAUAAAUUAAAUAGUUGCGUAGCACAGUUGGAACAAUUUCCCGUGAAAGUACACGAUUUACCAGCUGGCUCUGGAGCUGGUCGCGGAGGUACCAGUGCCCUUAAAUUCUUCAAUACACAUCAAUUGAAGUGUAAUUUACAACGUCACCCAGAUUGUAAUAAUUUAAAACAGUGGAAAGGCGGUACAGUUAAAAUAGACCCUCUUGCUUUAGUCCAAGCUAUUGAACGUUAUCUGAUGGUACGUGGAUACGGUAGAAUUCGUGACGCUGAGUCGAUGGUCAGUGACGAUGAAAACAGCGAAGACGAUAUCGAUGAUACCUUGGCGGCUGUUGUUAUAAGCCAAGGAUCUAAGCACAAGCUUCAAUUUUUAAUUGGAGAUGAAAUCCUGCCAUUUAAUAUGACUGUUUAUCAAGCUGUAAGACAAUUUAGCUGCCCGGGAAUGGAUCACUCAGAAGCUGAGACUGAUAGUGAACCCCCGCUGGGUCACGACGCUGUUUGGGUUCAAACUCACACUAUUUACUACCGACCAGUACCCGAAGAAGAAGUUUCUGCCUCGCCUAAACCGGGCUCUAGCUCUCAAGGUACUUCUAGCAGAAAAGGCAAAGGUAAAAGUACAAAAAUUAGUUCUAAAAGAAAAGAAGAUAGUUUUUGGCUCGAAGGUGUCAUACCACCACCCAAGUGUCCUCUGGCUCCGUAUUUGUCGCCAGUAUUGCCGUCAGUAACUAUUUCUGACGCUUCUCUAGACGGUUUGUGUUUAUUACGACUUCUUCAUGCAUUGAACCGUCACUGGGGUGUUUUGUUCCCCCAUUUAAAGAGCCCGGCUCUGCUGUCUUCGCAAGAUUUUAUAAAUACUAAAAUAGCGGCUAAAGCUAAUAGACAAUUACAAGAUCCACUGGUUAUUAUGACGGGUAAUUUGCCCUCUUGGUUACAACAAAUAGCAACAGUGUGUCCGUUCUUAUUUCCAUUUGAAACGAGACAAUUGCUGUUGUACGCAACGUCCUUUGAUCGUGAUCGUGCUCUGCAGAGACUUCUUGAUUCAGCGCCUGAAUUGUCUGGCUCAGACAGUCAAGAACGCGUGACACCACGCUUAGAAAGACGCAAACGCACUAUUUCACGAACGGAUAUUUUGAAACAAGCUGAACAAGUUAUCCAAGAUUUAGCAUCAAGCAAAGCUCUACUCGAAGUGCAAUAUAUUAAUGAAGUUGGUACUGGAUUAGGUCCAACACUUGAAUUUUAUGCUCUAGUUUCUCGCGAAUUACAACGCGCUGAUUUAGAUCUGUGGCACGGUUCUUUAAAUCCCGACGCCACGGGUUAUGUUAAUGGAACUAAAGGAUUGUUUACUAAGCCAGUGCCCUGGAAUACGAAAAUUCCGCAUUUAGCUAAACUUAAAGCUAAAUUUAAAUUCUUAGGAAAGUUUAUGGCAAAAGCGAUCUAUGAUUCGCGUAUGAUUGAUAUGCCAUUUAGCUUAACAUUCUAUCGUUGGUUAUUGGGAGAAGAACACACACUUACACUUGCCGACUUGGCCUAUGUAUGUCCAGAUGUUCAUCGUACCCUCAACAAACUUCAGGAAGUCGUAAGACGAAAAGAAGCCAUCGAAAGAGACCAAACUUUAAGACCACACGAAAAGGCUCAAUUGAUUGAGUCACUUGAUCUAGACAAUUGUACUAUAGCUAAUCUAAGUUUAGUCUACGAGUUACCGGGUUAUGAAAACAUUGAAUUGAGAAAAGGCGGUAGUGAAAUUUCCGUUACUAUUCACAAUUUGGAUCAAUAUAUUAAGCUUGUGGUUCAUUGGUUCCUCAGUGAGGGCGUUUCGAGACAAAUGGAGGCAUUCCGAGAAGGUUUUGAGUCGGUAUUUCCUACGAGUCAGCUAAGAUUGUUCUUCCCGGAAGAGCUCGAAGCAGUAUUUUGCGGUCAUGGACAAAGUGGCGGCCAGUGGGAUGUUAAAACUCUUAUGGAAUGCUGUAGAACUGACCAUGGUUACACACCGGAGUCACGUGCAAUUAGAUUUUUGUUUGAAGUUAUGUCGGAGUAUAAUAGCGAAGAGCAGAGACAAUUUAUACAAUUUGUUACGGGAUCUCCUCGUUUGCCCGUUGGUGGUUUUAAGAGCUUAACUCCACCAUUGACAAUAGUACGAAAAACAUUCGACGCUUCAAUGAAAACCGAUGAUUUUCUGCCUUCAGUAAUGACGUGUGUUAAUUACCUUAAAUUGCCGGAUUAUACAACUUUAGAAAUAAUGAGAGAAAAGUUGCGGAUAGCUGCGCAAGAAGGCCAACACUCUUUUCAUCUGUCCUAG
Molecule: messenger RNA, 6148 nt
Organism: Cotesia congregata
Lineage: Eukaryota; Metazoa; Arthropoda; Insecta; Hymenoptera; Braconidae
Source: the annotation of a GenBank genome assembly